This is a messenger RNA of Aspergillus costaricaensis CBS 115574, 2104 nucleotides long. RefSeq names its product putative amino acid transporter. Gene Ontology annotation, molecular function: L-histidine transmembrane transporter activity; L-lysine transmembrane transporter activity; L-tyrosine transmembrane transporter activity. Lineage: Eukaryota; Fungi; Ascomycota; Eurotiomycetes; Eurotiales; Aspergillaceae. Bases 275 to 1786 code for a protein of 503 amino acids. Gene Ontology annotation, cellular component: fungal-type vacuole membrane. Gene Ontology annotation, biological process: amino acid transmembrane transport. The transcript is spliced from 5 exons. The record is from RefSeq and is a predicted model, not a curated record.
UUCCCUUCUCCAACCCCUCUUUUUUUCUUAAUUUCUCCUUUAAUUCUCCCUCGCCAACUAACUUCUUCGCUGAUUUGUUUUCCGUUCCUUACCGACUUCCGAGCACAUCUCCCGCUGCACCGCUGGUUCGAGUGAACUUCGACCGACUAUGGUUGGUUGAUCACCCGCAAUCUUUUGUCGUGUGGCCACCUUCAAUCCUUAUCUACCGCCUCCAAAAGAACUACUUCUACCACCUCAACACAACUCGACUCUUCCUCCAACUCACUCCUUCACAAUGAUGGACGACGAAGCUUCCGUCGGGAUUGGCUCCCCUCGAGCCGGUUCUCGAAGACACGGCGGCAAAGGGAAACGAAGCAUCGGACAUCAUGGCGACGCCAGUUGGGUCAGCUGUGUGAUCAACUUGGUCAACACAAUUAUCGGUGCCGGUGUUAUGGCCAUGCCGCUGGCCAUCUCUCACAUGGGAAUCGUCCUCGGUGUCUUUGUGAUUCUGUGGUCAGGAAUGACCGCAGGUUUCGGUCUAUAUCUCCAGUCUCUAUGUGCCCGAUAUCUCGAACGAGGCACUGCAUCCUUCUUUGCCUUAUCCCAGAUCACCUAUCCCAAUAUCGCUGUCAUCUUCGAUGCCGCCAUUGCGGUCAAAUGUUUUGGUGUCGGUAUCAGCUACCUCAUCAUCAUUGGCGAUCUGAUGCCGGGCGUGGUUCAAGGAUUCGUUGGAGGUGCUCCCGACUAUGACUUUUUGGUGGACCGGCAUUUCUGGGUAACAGCCUUCAUGCUGAUUGUUAUCCCUCUCUCAUACCUCCGUCGCUUGGAUUCGCUCAAGUAUACAAGUAUCGCAGCUCUGGUCUCGAUGGCCUAUUUGGUGGUACUGGUCGUAUACCACUUUGUGAAGGGGGACACCAUGGAGGACCGUGGUCCGGUUCGAGUGAUUCACUGGGCAGGCCCUGUACCUACCCUCAGCAGUCUGCCUGUGAUUGUUUUCGCGUUUACAUGCCAUCAGAACAUGUUCUCAAUUUUGAAUGAGAUCGGCAACAACAGCCAUUUCCGAACCACCGGUGUAGUCCUGGCCAGUAUCGGCAGUUCGGCCGCCACAUACAUUCUUGUGGCCAUUACUGGGUACCUCUCCUUUGGAAACAGUGUCGGCGGAAAUAUCGUGAGCAUGUACCCACCGGGUCUUUGGGCCACGAUUGGCCGCGCUGCUAUCGUCAUGCUUGUCAUGUUCUCGUAUCCUCUUCAGUGCCACCCGUGCCGGGCCUCCGUUGACGCAGUGCUGCGCUGGAGGCCCAAGUCCUCGUCCAAUAGCGACACCUCCCCUCACCGGAACCCCCUCCUGGGGCAGAGGGGCGGCCGGACUGCGGAGCCGAUGAGUGACCUCCGAUUCUCGAUCAUUACGACUACCAUCCUUGUCCUGAGCUACAUUGUGGCCAUGACUGUGUCUUCCUUGGAGGCCGUCCUUGCCUAUGUCGGCAGCACAGGAAGCACCAGCAUCAGCUUCAUUCUCCCCGGAUUGUUCUAUUACAAAAUCUCCUCUCCCGAUUCGCCCCACCACCAGCGUCUGAUGAAAGAAGACGACGAAGCAGCGGAAGGUAUGCUAUCCGAUGAUAGCAACGAUGAAGACGGAGAAGAGAGCGUGCAGGCACGCCCCCUAACCGACAGCGGCAUCCUCCGCCGAGGAAAACGCAACUGGCGCCGUACCCUUCUACGAAAGUUAAGUUUGGCACUCGUAGUAUACGGGGUGGUGGUUAUGGUCGUAUGCCUGAUCACGAACUCUGUUUUCAUUGCUUCUCACUAGAUGGGUUUUGGUUUGGUUUUGGAUGCGGGGAAGGUGAAAAGAUCUGGAUGCGUUCCAUUUCCGUCCACUAGCUUUUUGGCCCUCGUGUGAGGUGACCUUUUCCGCUUUCCUACUAAAUUUAGACACUCCCUACCAAUCUUCUUUUCUUAGGUUUAUUUCUUUGUUUCUUGCAUCUAUUGGUUUCCUUUCGGGUUUGCGAUCUAGAUCUGGGCUCUCUUCGUCCAACGGUUACAAUGUUGGGGUUUCUGCACGCUAUACCAUUGCACCGGCGUUGGGGUUCGUGUUUGGUCCGGUUUAGAUUAACGUCUUAAACCUUGG